Molecule: messenger RNA, 1086 nt
Organism: Perkinsus marinus ATCC 50983
Lineage: Eukaryota; Perkinsozoa; Perkinsida; Perkinsidae
Product: Thermophilic serine proteinase precursor, putative
Exons: 12
Coding region: 1-1086 (361 amino acids)
Biological process (GO): proteolysis
Molecular function (GO): serine-type endopeptidase activity
Source: RefSeq, a predicted model, not a curated record
AUGGAAAUACAGCGUGAAGUGCAUGGAGACGACGAUGGACUUCUGUGCGGUCCUGAUGAAAUCGUUUACGCUGACUCGACGGUUCCCAAUGACCCGUCUUAUAUCCUACAGUAUCAGCACCCACUCGUGAAUAUGCCCCAGGCUUGGGACGUUACUACUGGGGACCGCUCUCUGGUGGUGGCACUCAUCGAUUCGGGGAUCGACUAUAGUCAUCCCGACCUUGCCAACAACAUCUGGACAAACCCUGGCGAGAUCCCUAAUGAUGGAAACAACAACAGAGGAGUCGCUGGGGUCGCUUGGAAGCUCUCUGUUGUACCACUGAGGUUCCUUAAUGAGAAGGGCCAGGGGUAUCUCAGCAAUGCCCUGGAAGCCAUCGACUACGCCAUUUUGAUGAACAUCAGAAUGAGCGUGAACAGUUGGAGCUGCACAGGAUGCAGUGUUCCCACUCUCGAGACGGCUGUGCAGCGAGCUGGCCAGGCUGGACACUUGUUCAUCACUAGUGCCGGCAAUAAGAAGAACAACAAUGAUGCCACUCCCACCAUCCCGUGUGGCUUCAACCUGGACAAUAUCAUCUGUGUCGCCGCUACUGACGCCAAUGACGUUCUCUUGACCAAUAGCAACUAUGGUGCUACAACGGUAGAUCUCGCCGCCCCUGGUGGGUCCAUCUACUCUACUAAACCGUCCAAUACGUAUGCCUAUAUGUCCGGUACGUCGAUGGCCGUGCCUAUGGUGGCGGGAGCAGCCGCUCUGAUGUUCGUGGCAAGGCCGCUCGCCACAGCAGCUCAGAUCAAGUGGAUACUAGUCACUACCGAGUUGGCUUCGAUCCUCAACACCGUUGAGAGCGUGGCUGGUUUGCAAGGGAAGUGUGUCACUGGUGGUCGGCUGGAUGUAGCCGCCGCACUCAGUGAUAUCACCACCUGUGAGCAAGCCGCUUACGACGCCUGUGCCGCUCUGGACAACGGAAGCUGGUGCCAAUUCGGAGUAACUGUAUCGACGUGUCAAGGAGCCUUCUCCCUUCAGUGCCCUUGUGGGCAGAACCGUCGGGCCCUCGGCUACCCUGAGCGUGAAGCCGAUCUGCAUGUUUAA